GGGGUGGGGCGCCUAAAGAGGCCGCACCUCGGAGUGAGUGUCUGGCUUCCUGGCGGGAGGGGUGGGGCCGGGCCUACGCGGGCCGCCCGGGCCCGGACCCAGAGAUUCUCGCCAGGUGGGGUUUGCGGGUCCUCGGGGUCAGUGCCCCCACGUGGUUCUCGGCCCCGGCCCCGUGCGAGCUGCUUCCUUGGUGCCGACACCCUGAUUCCCUCCUGGGGCGGCCCUUCUCCCGGGCACCGCCCCCUUCCCGGAAGGAAGGAUUUAUUAAGCGCCUACUGUGUGCCAGGCACUGUGCCAAGCGCCUGGCACAUAUUAUGUCAGCUGGUCCUCACAACAACCCUGGGAGAGAAGGGGCCAAGCUCAGCCCUAAUCAUGGAGUCUGGAGGGAUCUUGAAGGCCUUUCCCAAACGGAAGAAAAUGAGAACUGACUCAGACAGGAGCAGGCUCUUGAAGAUUUCCAAGAAGGAAGAAGUAGAAGAAGGUGGAGAGUGGCUGAGCCCACUGCAAGUCCAUGUGUUACCCGCGGGCAUUGGUCGAGCCCGGGCAGAGAUCUUUGAGAAGCAAAUCCUCCAGCAUGGGGGCCGAAUAUGCUCCCCUCAGGCCCCAGGGAUCACACACAUUGUGGUGGAUGAAGCCGUAGACUGUGAGCGAGUCCUCCGCCUCCUGAAGUUAUCCCGGCUGCCCCUGGGUGUCCAAAUGGUGAAGUCAGCUUGGCUGAGCCAGUGCUUGCAAGAGCAGAAACUGGUGGACACUGCUGGAUUCACCCUCUUCAUCCCUGACAGGUACCUGGACAAGGCAGACAUUCAGGUUGCAUCUUUCCAGCCAGGGCCCUCUGGAACUUCAGCCCAGGCAGGGCUUCCUUCUGCUACUCCCUUUGCUCCACCUCAGGAGUCACACUUAAAACUGAGCACCCAGCCACAGCCUAGCUCUUAUGGUGAAAGCAGUGAUGAGGAGGAAGUACAGGUUACUCCAGCUGACCUGGAAGCCCUGAUUACUGGCCGAUACCCAAGCACCCCUGAGGGAGAUGCUGAGCCCAGCCUCGCCCCCACUGUCAGUGAUAAGUGGGUGUGUGCCCAGCCCUCUAGCCAGAAGAUGACCAACCACAAUCCUCACAUUACAGAGAAGCUGGAAGUGCUGGCCAAAGCCUAUACUGUCCAAGGUGACAGGUGGCGGUCGCUAGGCUAUUCCAAGGCGAUCAGUGCCCUCAAGAGCUACCACAAGCCUGUCACCUCCUACCAGGAAGCCUGUGGUAUCCCAGGGAUUGGGAAGAGAAUGGCAGAGAAGAUCAUGGAGAUUGUGGAAAGCGGGCAUCUUCAGAAACUGGACCAUAUCAGUGAUAGUGUACCUAUCCUGGAGCUCUUCUCUAACAUCUGGGGAGUUGGAAGCAAGACUGCCCAGAUGUGGUACCAGCAGGGCUUCCGGACUCUGGAGGACAUUCAAAGUCGGGCCACCCUGACUGCUCAGCAGGCCAUCGGCCUGAAGCAUUAUGAGGACUUCCUCAAGCGCAUACCCAGGGAAGAGGCUGCAGAGAUUGAGCAGACUGUUCGGGAAGCAGCUCAUACCCUCAACCCUGGGCUUCUCUCCGUGGCGUGUGGCUCAUAUCGCCGGGGUAAGGCAACAUGUGGGGAUGUGGAUGUGCUGGUCACUCACCCAGAUGGAAGAUCUCACCAGGGGAUCUUGAGCCAGCUCCUGGAUACCCUUCGGCAGCAAGGGUUCCUGACAGAUGACCUGGUCAGCCAGGAUGAUAAUGGGCAGCAGCAGAAGUAUCUGGGCGUGUGCCAAUUGCCAGGGCCUGGUCGGUCCCACCGGCGCUUGGACAUCAUUGUGGUACCCUAUAGCGAGUUUGCCUGUGCCUUACUGUAUUUCACUGGCUCUGCCUACUUUAACCGCUCCAUGAGAGCUCUGGCCAAGACAAAGGGCAUGAGCCUGUCAGAGCACGCGCUCAGCGCUGCCGUUAUGCGUGAUGGCCAUGGCGUCAAGGUGGGACCAGGUCGGGCGCUGCCCACCCCCACAGAGAAGGAUGUCUUCAGACUUUUGGGCCUGCCAUACCGUGAGCCCUCCGAGCGGGACUGGUGACCCUUGCCCUCUCACCAGCAUUGCAUAAUUCCCCAAAGUGGGAUUAGAGAUGCGCCCGCCCCCGCCUUUAUAUGGGUCCCUACACAGGGCCUUUUCCCCUACUCACCUUUGGGUUUCUUUUGCUUGGCAAAGAACCAGAGAGUGAUCACCCUUCUCCCUAGUGCUCUGACCAUGAGCCAUUGCUUUUCCCCAGAAGUACAUCCAUUGGCCUUCCCAGAAGCAGGCUGCGUAUGUGUCUCACCGUUGUGCUAGAUUGUGUUGUUAUAUGCUUCACUCCUCCCUUUGCCCCAGUUUAAUAAGCAGCAGGUGGCUGCUGUGCAGUCUGUCCCACUUCCUGUGCCAAGGACCCAGGCAUACCUAGAAGGGUCCCACCUCUCAGCCCGCUUCCACUCAAACACCAGGAAGAUAGGGUGUCUUUUGCCAAGGGGAAUGAUGGUAAUAGCAAGUGGUCAGCUUGCAUUCCCCUUUUCUACUCACUUCCUGUGCUUCUGAAGGGGCAGAGGAAGAGGGUGAUCCAGGGCUGGAGUGCGCACUGUGGUCGAAGGAUGUGAGGGGAGAUGGAGAGAACAGUAAAAUCCAUUUGAUGUUCUGUCCUCUGGUGUCUGUGAUCCCUGCCUCCUGCAACUCCCUCUCUGGGCCUAGCUUGUCUGGGAUGCCAGCAGCAAAGACAGGAACUGAGUUAGCCCAGGUUGACUCAGGAAUUGGAACCCCCAAAGCCAAGAGAUGGAGGAUUUAGGGGGAGUGGGUGGGGCAUGUGUGUAUGUUAGAGCUCCUUAGCCCAUUAAUCAAAAUGCAUUUAUCUGCCCUGCUGUGUACUCAGCCUUUUGCUGGAACUGUGGGGGAGACAAGGAGGAGAAGGUGGGUUCCUUGGCCUUAGGGGGUUCACACAAGAUACAGAAAAUAAAUGCUAAUCAUGUGAUACCAGCUAAGUGCACUGGGAGUUUGGAGGGGGGCAAGAUCGCCACCAUGGGCACUAGUGAUCAGAGAAAGCUCCCUGAAAGAGGGGGAGCUUUGAAGACUGGGAGAGGUGGGGAGAGGGGUGCUGUAGGUGGGGCAACAUCAGGAGAAAAGGCAUCCUUGUGAAUGAGCUGUUUGGGGGAACAUGAGGAACAUUUAAAAGGCCACGCGGAGCCUCAGGAGAUUAGAAACAAUUGAGAUGAUGCAGUAGAAAAUGGGGAGCUAUUAACAUUUUCUAAACAAUGGAAUAACAAGCAAAAUGUUUUAGAAAAAAAGUUGGCUUUGGUGUGCUAGGUG
Molecule: messenger RNA, 3330 nt
Organism: Trichosurus vulpecula (common brushtail)
Lineage: Eukaryota; Metazoa; Chordata; Mammalia; Diprotodontia; Phalangeridae
Gene: POLL
Product: DNA polymerase lambda
Exons: 9
Coding region: 373-2076 (567 amino acids)
Biological process (GO): double-strand break repair via nonhomologous end joining
Cellular component (GO): nucleus
Molecular function (GO): DNA binding; DNA-directed DNA polymerase activity
Source: RefSeq, a predicted model, not a curated record